Exophiala dermatitidis NIH/UT8656 is the source of this 2741-nucleotide messenger RNA. RefSeq names its product alpha-methylacyl-CoA racemase. Gene Ontology annotation, molecular function: catalytic activity. Bases 1277 to 2446 code for a protein of 389 amino acids. The transcript is spliced from 4 exons. The record is from RefSeq and is a predicted model, not a curated record. NCBI's taxonomy places the organism in Eukaryota, Fungi, Ascomycota, Eurotiomycetes, Chaetothyriales, Herpotrichiellaceae.
GUCCGGAAUCUGACAUCCCCUGCCACUUGUCAUUACUGCACUGGCAAGGUGCAAGCAGAAACGGCAACAUUUGCGAACUUUUGAAACUAUAUAUAUACUCAGCUGACCAAACCUGCAGUACCAUAGCUUAAGAUGUCUAAGCAUUAUUGUGCGGAAAUACACAUACACACGUACUAGACAUCGACAUCGACACAGACACAAAGAACAAAGGCAGAGCCACAGGCCCUGAGGAAAAAGACUGUGUGCCAUGGCGAUUAAUCCAACAACUCCGAGUGCAGCCCCGAAGCAGAGCCGGCAACCAGCGGAACUUGAAACCGACGACCAGCAGCUACAGCAGCAGCAGAUUGAUACUACUGUCGGGGUCGUCAAUCAACAACCUACCGCUCCAGGACCAAUGAACAUGAAUACCGCGGAUGAGAGCGCGACAAGGGACACUCAGCAGCAGCAGCAGCAGCCCUUGAGACUUCGUGGGGGAGGGGAUGGCGCGGCCAUUUGUUGUGGAUUGUGUGCCGGACUGGCCUGUUUCGAAUGCUGUGAGAUUUGCUGCUAGGCUGACAGGCAGGCAGGCAGGCAGGCAGGCAGGCAGUGAUGGCUCACAAAUGACGGUGAUGAGGACACGCAACCCACACGACGAUACAAGACGCUAAAUGCUGGACGUAUUUCCAUGAAAUGGAAUGAGAUGAGUUGGGAGGUUCUGGUUGACUUCUCAAAUUAUUUGAGUAAUGGAUAUGAAUGGCAGAUGAGACAUGUUGAUAUAUGAUCAUGACCAAGUAACGGAGAAUCAUGAACUAAUUUUAAUCGAGCAGUCUGCAGUAUUCCGAAUAAUGAGAAUAAAUCCUUACGGUACCCUGGUCCGAAGAGUCCAACUUGAAAUUGUAGCAUUGGAAAAGACCGGGUAUCCAAUAAUCAUCGCCAGACAUUGUUGCUCCAAUCAAUGCUUUCCAAGUCCAACCUGGCGGUCCGAGUCCCCGCAUUUCGGAGGAAGCCUGCCCCCAGAAAACCCCAGCCUCGGUAUCUGCCACUCCAAGCCGGAGAUCGUCGGCCACUUUUUGUUGACGACCUAGGCCCGAACCACAAAGUGUCGGCCACAGUAUCUGGACAUCACGAUGUGAUAUAUUUGCAGAUUUGCAGUCUGCUCCAAAUGUAGUCGCCGUCUGUCUACCUGCAUGUGACACCCGUUCUUGAUUCCUCGAAUCGAGAGAUACAAGUCUCGCGGGACUGGACACGCGAGAACAGACGAGCAGACCCGUAUCCGCCCACGACCAGACUCAACACCAUGACUGCUGGCACGAGCACUACGAAUCCGCCAUUGACGGGUCUCCGGGUCCUGGAACUCGCAGGCCUGGCACCCGGACCAUUCUGCGGCCUCCUCCUAGCCGACUGGGGCGCAAGCGUCUUGCGAAUCGACCGCCCCAGCCCGAUACCAACACCGACCAACGACCUCUUGACAUCGCGCAAGGCCUCAAUCGCUCUCGACCUUAAAAGCCCCGACUCCAAAUCGUUAUUUCUAUCACUCAUCUCCCAAGCCGACGUCCUGAUCGACCCGUUCCGACCCGGCGUACUGGAAAAACUAGGUCUCGACCCAACGGCAGUCCUCCUGAAACGAAACCCACGCCUGAUCGUGGUGCGAUUGACGGGGUUCCGUCGUGAUGGGAAAUACAGCGCCAUGGCCGGCCACGACAUCAACUACCUCGCCGCAUCGGGGAUAUUGUCCAUGCUCGGUCCGCGGGACCAGCCGCCGUUUCCGCCGGCGAAUAUUCUCGCGGACUUUGCGGGUGGAGGCCACGUCGCAUUCACGGGUGUCCUGUUGGCCCUGAUUCAGCGCCAAACCAGUGGGAAGGGACAAGUUGUUUCGGCCAAUAUGGUCGACGGGGUGAGUUACUUGGGGACGUUCCCACGGCUGUUGACGAAGGAGGCGAUGUGGUCUGGUCCGCGAGGUACAAAUACUUUGGAUGGUGGGUGUCCUUAUUACGGGUGUUAUGAGUGUAAGGAUGCCGGAAAAUAUGUCUCGGUCGGAGCCCUCGAGCCUCAGUUUUUUGAGGUGUUGCUCAAGGGAUUGGAGCUGAAGACACAUGAGGUUGUUCCGCACGAGGGUUUGGAUAGAGAGGAUAAACGCGCUUGGCCGUAUAUGCGUGAGGUGUUUACGCAGCGAUUCAAGACAAAGACGAGAAAGGAGUGGGAGAAUAUAUUUGACGGAACGGAUGCUUGUGUUGUUCCGGUUCUCGAACAUGCCGAGAUGGAGGCUAGUGGGUAUGAUCAUCGCCCUAUUGUUGGGUUGUCGGAGUCGCCGGCGAGACCUGUCGGUGUCCCUUGGAGGGGAAAGGCAAUGAAACCUGGUGAGGGCGCUGAAGAUGCCCUGAAGGACUGGAUGGGCUGGAGGAAGGGGGCGGAUUAUGAUGUUGUGCCUAGUGGUGCUUUUGUCAAGAAGGAAAAGAGUCGGUUAUAGGUAGCUACAUACUGAGCUGCUCGUAGCGAUCAGUGCUAUGUCAUGUUACAUGUGCUGACUGCUUCCACCCGACAAGAAGACCAGUCUGCCUAGCAAAGCGCUUCCAGCUGAGCUUUUUCCUGAUGAGGCCAUGUCUCUGUCGACUGAUGUUGUAUUGCAACUGAUUAUUAUGGGUGCUACCUGCAAGUAUAUAUAUGUCUAUAUGGUUCUUGGUUCUUUUUCCCUCAUCGAGAUGGGAUCUUGUUCCCCUGCAUCAUAUAUUAUAUCUCUCUCCGGCGAACCCGCCGAACUACCG